Messenger RNA from Fusarium verticillioides 7600, 1986 nucleotides. RefSeq lists its product as hypothetical. The record is from RefSeq and is a predicted model, not a curated record. Lineage: Eukaryota; Fungi; Ascomycota; Sordariomycetes; Hypocreales; Nectriaceae. The coding region runs from base 1 to 1986 and encodes 661 amino acids. The transcript has 2 exons.
AUGCCUCGCUGCUCAUUCUGCUGCACUUUUACAAUUGAUCAGGAUCGGUUCUAUCUCGAGUUUCACCCAAGCCUCGCCUCACUUAAGCAAAGUGCUGAAGAUGGCUGCGACUUUUGCCAUCUUUGCUGGACAGGCUUCCAACUGGAAUGGGCAUCUUCUGAGAUUGAAUCUGUUCUCAAGGGCGAAGUUCCAGAAGGAGUUACUAAGUUUGAGCCGGGUAUCUGGAUUUAUGUCCAUUUUACAGACUACAGUCCUACUCUAACUCAGCCUCGCAUCAUUGUAUCGUGCGGGAGAUAUAACCCCAUCACUUCUGUGAAGGAGAGCAGCCAUGGACUUGGUUACAUAAACCUAGCUGUCUACGGGAAAGAAGGAUCAGCGGCAGGUUCGCGAACACCUGGACGGAUCUGCACAGCGGAAUAUGAGCCAAACUCCUACCUCACCUUAAUCCGAGGUUUUCUCAAUAGAUGUACAAAGUCCCAUCAGGCGUGUGGUGCUGAGAAGACCUACGACAUGCCCACCAGGGUCAUCGAUGUUGGCAACGCUGCUCAAAAGGAGCCUCCACGACUUGUCGUAACUGACCAGAGCAUGAAGGAGAAAUAUCUUGCCUUGUCUUAUUGCUGGGGGCCUGGCACAGAUACCUUCACCCUCAAUCACAAGACGAUGAAAGAUAUGCUGAAAGACAUCGACGAGUCUCGCCUCGUAGCUGCACAUCGCGAUACAAUAGCAUUAGCCCGCCAGUUGGGCAUCCGAUACAUCUGGAUCGACGCUCUAUGCAUAAUACAAGGCGACAAAGAGGACUGGGAACGCGAGUCAAAGCUCAUGGCCAAAGUAUACGGCUACGCAACCCUUACCAUCACAGCAGGGAGAUCAGGCGAUGCUCGUAACUCCUUCAUCGCCAAUACUUACAAACAAUAUGCUCCCUGUUGCGAAUUUCCUCUUGGCGAUGGCCUAGGUGGAAAUGUUCUUGUUGGGCCAUUGAGAUCCGCUGACUAUGGUGUCACUGAGACUCGUGGUUGGUGUUGUCAGGAGAAGAGGCUGAGCCGUCGGGUGGUGUUCUUCGGCAAAGAGCAGCUUUUUUUCCUAUGUCGAACCUCCGGUUACUCGGAAGAUCGUAGCUAUCAGGAAGGUAAAUCUGUCUUGCUACACAGCUUUCUGACUGGUAACGCGAGUCCGCAAUUGACGCGGGAUCGACUGCUACAGUAUUGGGACGAGAUUGUCGUCGAUUUCUCCAGACGCCAACUAUCGAAUCCUCAUGAUAUCUUCGCUGCCCUUGCCUCCAUCGCCGAGCCUAUCUCCAAAGCUCUACAGUCACGCUACCUAGCCGGUCUCUGGGAGUGUGAUCUCGUUCGGUGUUUACUUUGGAGGCCUGGGUAUAGAGUGAGCAGCUUCUUUGGACCAGCGACGAGGCCUUUACCUACUUCUUUUGCACCCGCCCCCGUGAUUAGAGCGCCUUCGUGGUCUUGGGCUUCCAUUCAAGGUGGCGUCAAACCUCUCGCCCUCCAGCAAUUUCGGAGGAUGACGACGGAGAGUCAAAAUGGAAGACCGCUGAUAAGGCCGAAGCAAGGCCGUUGGACGGUAGAUCAUCACUGUGGAGCUGACGCGCUACACAUGCCGUCUUGCGAGCUGCAACUUUUGGGGUGUGUUCAAGAAGCAAUUAUCCUGACGAGAACACCGUCAAGUGAGUUCAUUGCUUCCCUGCGAAAACAAAAGAGGCCAGCGGGUACUAUGCGUCGGCCAGUUGUGCUUGGAAGUAAAGAGAUGAAGGAAGGAAUGCUGAAUAAAGAUAUGUCAAUGUUUGUGGCGCUAGGAAUUUUCGACUUUGAUGAAGAGGGUAUUGAAGACCUCUGGUGUUUGCAGCUUACACUUGAGGAGGGGCUUAUGCUCUGCAAGAACGAUGAUGGGGUUUUUCAGCGAAUAGGAGUUUUUCAGGUAUGUAAAAUGGAGUGGUUCGAAAGUGUAGGGGAGUCAGAAGUCAGGUUAGUGUAA